This is a messenger RNA of Anguilla rostrata (American eel), 1325 nucleotides long. RefSeq names its product protein phosphatase 1 regulatory subunit 14B-like. Gene Ontology annotation, molecular function: protein serine/threonine phosphatase inhibitor activity. Bases 518 to 886 code for a protein of 122 amino acids. Lineage: Eukaryota; Metazoa; Chordata; Actinopteri; Anguilliformes; Anguillidae. The transcript has 4 exons. Gene Ontology annotation, biological process: regulation of phosphorylation. The record is from RefSeq and is a predicted model, not a curated record. Gene Ontology annotation, cellular component: cytoplasm.
UGUGAAUCCACUCGCCAGGAAAGGCGAGCUGCAAAGAGCGCUCAAUAAUUCAGCAUUUGUAACAGACGUUAGCAACAAUGGCCUCGCCAUACAGGACCAAGGUCGACUGACAUAUAUGAGGCAUAUCAUUAUAUAUAAUAUAAUUGUUUGUCCUAAUUCUACCUCCCUUUCUCUGCCUCUCUGCCUAUCUACUCUCCUCUCUCUCUUUCUCUCUCUCUUUCCCUCUCUCUCUUUCUCUCUCUCCCUUCCUUUCUCUACACACACACACACACACACACACACACGCAGUGACAGCAGGCAGGCGUGCACACCCGCACAAACAUCUUUCAUUACCGCCAGAGAACGAGGAAUGAACGAGAGGCAGAGGGACAGAACGAGAGAGAGAUAGAGAGAGCGAGAGAGGAAAAGCGCACAGAGGAGAGGGAGCAAGACCGAGAGGAGAAGAGAGAGACACGGAGACAGCACACCGCGCUCGCCCGACUCUCCCCAGCCCCAUUCCAGGAGGCAGGAAGCAGGCAUGGUGGAGGAGGCCGGCGCCCAGCCCAGGGUGAUGUUCCAGACACCCGGCAAGGAGGAAGAGGAGGAGCCGCCGUACCGUCGCCUGGGCAAGCUAACCGUCAAGUACAACCGCAAAGACCUGCAGCGGAGGCUGGACAUCGAAGAGUGGAUCGACGGUCAGCUGCACCUGCUGUAUGACUGUGAGGAAGAGGACAUCCCAGAGCUGGAAAUAGAUAUUGAUGAGCUCCUGGAGCUACCAGAUGCUGAUCAAAGGUCCAAGCUGCAGGAACUACUCCAGGAAUGUGGCAAACCCAAAGAUGACUUCAUUAAUGGGCUGCUGUACCGGAUCAAGGGUCUUCGGAAAAUGUCAAGCUCUCUCAGAAAAUAAAUGGGUUCUGUGGAGCUGGGACCAAGCCAUUGCCAUGACAACGAGUUAACUGGAGAAGCAGAUGCCCACGUGAGCAGAGCAGCAUGAGAGUCGAUAGCAGAACCAACUGAUGAUGAUGAUGAUGGAGAUGGUUGGGAAUGUCUUUACCCAUAAAGACCACUAUAGGCCUCCGUGAAGACAGUCCAUUUGGACUGCCUCUUAGUUGUGAUUAAUGGACAGUCUUAGAAUUGUGAAAGAUCAACAUACAGGUUACAAUAUUUGUUGUCUUUUCUCACUAAAAGGAAGUAAAAAUAUUGAUUGUACUGUCUAUUAGAAUACCUGCAUGGAACGCCUGUUUGUAACUAGCAAAGAAUUGUACAACAUCAUUGUUUUUCUAUUUAUAUAUUUUUGUCCUCAUUAGUAUUGUAUAAUGUGUUAAUAAAAGAAACUGUUUCAUGUA